AUGCUUCGCUAUACAAGAUGCAUUACCAAAGGUCAUGGAAAAACAAUUCUUUUCGGUGGUGAUGCAAGAGAGCGAAUGCUUAAUGGUAUUGAACGUAUCGCCACUGCUGUGGGUGUCACCCUUGGUCCUAAGGGACGUAAUGUUAUCAUAAGACAACCAUCAGGAGAACCGAAAAUCACAAAAGAUGGAGUAACAGUGGCACGAUCUGUUGAAUUUAAUGAUCAAUUUGAAGAUGUUGGUGCACGUCUCAUUAGACAAGUAGCUAGUAAAACAAAUGAUGUUGCAGGAGAUGGUACUACUACGGCUACUAUUUUAGCUUGGAGUAUUUUUGCAGAAGGUUAUAAAAGUGUGGCUACAGGAGCUAAUCCGAUGGAUCUCAAACGUGGUAUCGAUAUUGCUGUUUCCGUUAUUCUCAAGAGUCUUCAAAAACAAAAACGUUCUGUAAAAGAUUUAGCAAUGUUAGAGAAUGUAGCAACCAUUAGUGCUAAUGGUGAACGUCCAUUGGGAAAACUAAUUGCAGCUGCUGUACAAGCAGUUGGAGUAAAUGGUUACAUAUCUGUAUUGGAUGGGAAUACCACUGCAACCGAGUGGAAACGAUAUGAUGGUUGGAGUAUUGAACAAGGUUUUAUUUCCAGUGCACUUGUUACAGAUACUGCAGAACUUAAGUGUCAACUAGAUAAUCCUUUGGUAUUUAUUACAGCUCAAAAGUUAGAGAUUGUAGGAGAUAUUUUACGACUCUUAGAAACUGCUAAAAAAAGUGGUAGAUCACUUGUUAUUGUAGCUCCAGAAUUUUCAGAAUCUGUAAUGCAAACCAUCUAUCAUAACCAUGUUCAUAAGGUAGUAUUAUGUGGUGUAGUUUGUACUCAUGAAUUAUCAGAGGAAGAAUUACAUGAUCUCGCUUCUUGUUGCAGUUGUGUGGUUGAAAAAGUUUCCUCCAUUAAUCUUGUAGAUGAUGUUCAUACUCUUCUUGGUCGUGCAGAGCGCAUGGAACAGACAAUGGAUAGUACGAUCAUAGCUGGAGUCGCUGAUACUGCACCACGUGUACGUCUCUUACAAGGUCGUUUAGAUCGAGCCAUGACUGAAGAGGCAAAAGAGAAAUUACGUGAACGUAUGUCAAAGUUAAAUCGUACAUUUGCUGUUAUUCGCGUUGGUGGUCGCUCAGCGGUGGAAAUCAGUGAGUCAAAGGAUCGUGUGAUUGAUGCCCUGAAUGCUUCUCGCAAUGCUCUUUCUGAUGGAAUCGUAGCAGGUGGGGGUGCGGCACUUCUUCAUGCCUCAAAGGAGUUAGAUAAGAUUUUGCAAAGUGAUGAUGAGAUGGAGCAAGAUCGGAGAACAGGAAUUCUUAUUGUACGUAAUGCCGCGCGUUUACCAAUGAAGCGAAUUAGUGAAAAUGCUGGUGAGGAAGGAGCUGUUACUGUAGAGAAUGUUGCAGAAUAUGAAGAUACUUGUAUGGGAUAUGAUGCCCAAAACGAUCAAUAUGUGGAUAUGUUUGAAGCUGGUAUUAUUGAUCCUGUUAAGGUUGUGACGUCUUGCGUAAUCGAUGCCUCCUCUGUAGCUGGCUUGAUGAUUACAACGGAAGCCAGUGUUUGUGACUUUACCGUGGAAUAA
Trypanosoma theileri is the source of this 1605-nucleotide messenger RNA. RefSeq names its product putative chaperonin HSP60/CNP60. The record is from RefSeq and is a predicted model, not a curated record. The transcript has a single exon. The coding region runs from base 1 to 1605 and encodes 534 amino acids. NCBI's taxonomy places the organism in Eukaryota, Euglenozoa, Kinetoplastea, Trypanosomatida, Trypanosomatidae. Gene Ontology annotation, biological process: protein refolding. Gene Ontology annotation, molecular function: ATP-dependent protein folding chaperone; ATP binding.